Molecule: messenger RNA, 2109 nt
Organism: Peromyscus leucopus (white-footed mouse)
Lineage: Eukaryota; Metazoa; Chordata; Mammalia; Rodentia; Cricetidae
Exons: 5
Coding region: 41-1885 (614 amino acids)
Biological process (GO): proteolysis
Molecular function (GO): serine-type endopeptidase activity
Source: RefSeq, a predicted model, not a curated record
UUGAGACUUUCACAACACAUCUCUUGCCAGUGGAGCUAAAAUGAAGGCUCUACUUUGGCUUUACUGUGUUUCGUGGUUUGUCUCCUACUUCUGUGCAGUACCCCAAAUACGGAGUCUGAAUUUAGAUUCAUUGAUUGAAAAUAUACCAUCAUUGGAUGCCUCCAUUGACAUACCAUGGCUUGCAUCUAUGCCUGAUAAUUGUCAGGGUAUUGUCCUGACUCCAUGGCUGAUCCUUUCUACAGCUAACUGUCUAAAGAAAUCGAAACUGUCACACCUGGACAUUUCAGGAGUGAAUGACCCAGAAAGCAUCCCACAUGGCCAAAAAAUCUGUCUCCAUCCCAAGUUUGAUCCUCAGGAUGAAAAUGACCCAUUAAAAGCAGAUAUUGGCCUGGUCAUUCUGGAAGAGCCUCUCUAUGGGGAUGAAAUACCACUGUCUCAGUCCCCUAAUGUAUCCCUGAAGAGUUGUUCCAAGUGCCAGUAUAGAAACUGUGAUGUGUAUCAAUACCAAAGCAGCAAGAAACUUGGAACCACCAGAGUGAAGAAGAUAUCUGUGCAGUUGCUGGACUUCUCAACAUGUCACCAUCAGCAUUCAUAUCUAGAGAAGAGUGAGGGCAUGUGCAUUCAGAGUCAACCACGGGAAGAUUGCUGGAUACAAAGAGCCAGUCCUGUUCUAUGUUUUCUAAAGAACCACUGGGAACUCGUGGGCCUUGUACAUAAGACAUCAAGGAUAUGUCAAAAUCCCACAGUCAUCGUUAGAACAGCUCACUACUUUGCCUGGAUAAAACGAUUCAUCAAGGCAUCUAAAAAGCUACUGAAUCCAACUUCCUCCUUACGCUGUAGGGCAUUGCAGGAAAACGAGCAUGUUCCCCAAAUCAAACACAGCCAUAAUUAUAUCUCAACCAUGGCCUCACCUAAUACGUCCUUGAUGUCCUUGCAAGAAAACUUAGGCAUUUCUCCACAAACCAAACAUAUCAACAAUCUCCCUCAGAUCUUUAAUUUUAGUGAUGUGAAUUAUUUUACUGAUAGUCAUAAAUUGUUCCUUGAUAAAAGCCAGACCCCACCACCUGUCAGAUUUGUAGCUGAGCAAUUGAAACCAUUUGCUGUUGCUAGACUUCCAGAAAAAUUUGGACAGAAUUUAAUUCAGGUUACCCCUCCACCUAAUACUGGCGGCCUUCAUAAAUACCCAUUAUCUCAGCUUAUAUCUGAUACAGCUAUGCCAUAUACUUCUCCUAAGACCGGUAGUGCUAAACCCUUGGGUCUUGCAGCCAAUAAUCCUGAUAAGUCUUUUGAUAAAAUCAUGGCAGAUGUAAUUAAACAAUGGAGUCCAUCUGCAGAUGAUGAAGUGGAGCCUGUCCGUUUCCACGAUACUAGUACAACUGAUGAAUCUUGGACGGAAACGAGUGAUUUAGAUGAAUACAAAAACAUUUUGAAGAGCAUGGCAAAUGCUUCUCAAAAUCAAAACAUGACUCUGGGCAACUCAGCUCCAAAAUUUCAUUUAUCUGACAAAAAGGGACCCUGGGAUUUCUUUCCUAUUAAUCAAACGGGUCUGCCCAUGGAGUCUUAUGAAAAUAGAACUAUUCUCCAACCAAGUGGUACAAUUAAGGCGUGGAAUUCUUCUUCUGACUAUAAUGCAAAUUCUCAUGAUCAAUCAGUUAUUGACUCACUAAAAACUCAGAAUCAUUCUGUGUCUGAUGCAGAUAGAUUCCAGAUUGUACCAUUGGCUAACAUAGGUAUGCCCCCAACUUCUACAGCCGUUACCGAUGCAUCUUCACCUGAUGUUGAGACUACAAACCCGCCACACCAAAUUCCAUACAGUACACUACCAACACAAGACCAAUCUUCCUUUAAGGACAUGAUACAGCCUACAGCUGAAAUUCAACCAUAACUAAAAGCUGAAUCUGAAAAUGCUGGACAUCAGAGCAUUCUUAAAGUAAUGUGAAGUAACAUAGCAGAAUUUCUUGUCUCUAUUGAAACUCAUAUAUUUAAGGAAACAAGUUACCUUAACUCCCUUGGAACAACUUAUGACCUCAUUUGAAAUAUCAUUUGUCCUAUGGAAAAUUAUGUAACACUCAUCUCUUUUCAAAAUAUUAAAAAAAAUUAAAAAGCAAA